AUGAUUCGCUUUAUUUUGACCAAUGGUAAACUCCCAUUGGCCCAUCCUUGGCGCGCCAUCAACGCCCUUCAUUCUCCUUCAUUCAGCGGCGGCGACAUGCGAUUGAACUUCGGCCAGUACAUCUUCCUCUUUGGCGUGAGCAUCGGGUCCUUGUUCGCUGGAUCCAUCGCGAUGCAUGCAGUCCUCAAGCCUGAUCUGACCAUUCCGGACCUUGCCGCGGACGACCUGGACGACAACGACCGCAAGAAGUAG
Messenger RNA from Aphanomyces astaci, 252 nucleotides. RefSeq lists its product as hypothetical. The record is from RefSeq and is a predicted model, not a curated record. The transcript has 2 exons. NCBI's taxonomy places the organism in Eukaryota, Oomycota, Saprolegniomycetes, Saprolegniales, Verrucalvaceae. Gene Ontology annotation, biological process: mitochondrial respiratory chain complex III assembly. Bases 1 to 252 code for a protein of 83 amino acids.